Drosophila albomicans is the source of this 474-nucleotide messenger RNA. RefSeq names its product larval cuticle protein 2-like. Gene Ontology annotation, molecular function: structural constituent of chitin-based larval cuticle. Gene Ontology annotation, cellular component: chitin-based extracellular matrix. The annotation marks the transcript as partial. Lineage: Eukaryota; Metazoa; Arthropoda; Insecta; Diptera; Drosophilidae. The transcript has a single exon. The record is from RefSeq and is a predicted model, not a curated record.
UGGAUCUGUUUACAGUUGAUCUUCACCGCCAUUGUUGGCAUCGCUUUUGCCUCACCACUUUCGCCAAAACUUCUUAAGGCCAUCGGCGGUGGAUCAUCCGGUGCAAAUAAAGUGGUACCGAAAGUGGUCGAUGUCGUGGUCCCCCAUGUCAGUAACGAUGAUGUGCACGCUGAGACAGUGAGCCGUGUGGACGAUGUUCGUGCCGAUGGCUUCAGUGCUGUCUUGGAGACAAGCAACCACAUCAGCGAGUCUAGAAAUGGUGAUGUGCAUGGCAACAUUCACGGCGACUACGGCUGGAUCUCUCCCGACGGCGAACACAUCCAGCUCACCUAUGUGGCUGAUGAGAACGGUUACCAGCCAAAAGGUGCCCAUCUGCCCACUUCACCUCCAAUUCCAGCGGCCAUCCAGAGGUCUCUUGAAUGGAUCGCAGCGCAUCCCCCAGCACCUGAGAGCGACGAAGAAGAAGAAGAUUAG